Messenger RNA from Cucurbita moschata (crookneck pumpkin), 3298 nucleotides. RefSeq names its product pentatricopeptide repeat-containing protein At1g31430. The transcript is spliced from 2 exons. Bases 294 to 2354 code for a protein of 686 amino acids. The record is from RefSeq and is a predicted model, not a curated record. Gene Ontology annotation, biological process: RNA modification. Lineage: Eukaryota; Viridiplantae; Streptophyta; Magnoliopsida; Cucurbitales; Cucurbitaceae. Gene Ontology annotation, molecular function: RNA binding; protein binding.
UUAGGUUGCGGCGGCGCGAAGACCCAAUACGAACCUGGCCUCUGUUCCGCACAUGAUCGAACUCAGCAAAACAAAACUAUCUCAAACGAUCCUGGAUUUGGAAACCCGCACUCUUCUGAAGUGAGAUCAGCAGUAACGGAUCCAUUCGGACAUAAAUAGUAAUCCAAUCGGUAAAAUCUCGUUAAACCGAUCCUUCAAGGCCUUUUAGUUUGUUAGCAUGCUGAAAAUGUUGGGUAGAGAAUGUGUAAUUCUUAUAAUCGAUAUAUGUUCUUGAUAGUUUGGAUUUAUUGAGAAUGGGACAUCCAAGUUCUCACAUGCUUCCUCUAUUGAUCGUUCGAAGAAUCCAGUUUUUUUCCCGCCAUUAUUCGUCAAGUCUGCACGUAGUUCCAAUUUCUUCCCAACUCUCCAAACUGACAAAGAAAUCAUGCAUCGAAUAUCUCCGGAACUGCAAAUCCAUGGAUCAACUCAAACAAAUUCAGAGUCAGAUCUUUCGAAUCGGUCUCGAACGGGACAGGGACACCACCAACAAAUUGAUGGCAUUUUGUGCGGAUCCAUCUGUUGGAAACUUGCGCUACACAGAGAGGAUGUUCGAUUACAUACAAGGUCCAUCUCUGUUUGUUUAUAAUGUGAUGGUUAAAGCGUAUGCCAAAAGGGGUAUUUUCAGAAAAGUCCUUUUGCUAUUUCAACGGUUGAGGGAAGAUGAGUUGUGGCCUGAUAAUUUUACUUACCCGUUUGUUCUAAAAGCCAUUGGUUGCUUAAGGGAUGCGAGGAAAGGUGAAAAGGUUCAUGGCUUUGUGGUGAAAACGGGAAUGGUUUGUGAUACUUAUGUUUGUAAUUCACUUAUGGAUAUGUAUGCGGAAUUGGGCAAGGUUGGGAAUGCCAAGAAGCUGUUCGACGAAAUGCCGAGGAGAGAUUCUGUUUCUUGGAAUGUUUUGAUUUCUGGGUAUGUUAGGUGUAGGAGAUUUGAGGAUGCUGUUAAUGUAUUUAAGGAAAUGCAGCAAGAAAGCAAUGAGAAACCUGGUGAAGCUACUGUUGUUAGCACUCUUUCUGCCUGUACAGCUCUGAAAAAUCUGGAGCUGGGGGUGGAAAUUCACAACUAUGUUAGAAAGCAGCUUGGUUUUACCACUAUAAUCAAUAAUGCAUUGUUGGAUAUGUACGCAAAAUGUGGGUGUUUAGAUAUUGCCCGCAAGAUAUUUGAUGAAAUGCCAAUGAGAAAUGUGAUUUGUUGGACCAGCAUGAUUUCUAGCUAUAUUAACUGUGGUGAUUUAACAGAGGCUAGAGACUUGUUUGAUAGAAGUCCAGUUAGAGAUGUUGUUCUGUGGACAGCAAUGAUUAAUGGGUAUGUGCAGUUCAACCAUUUUGAUGAGGCUGUGGCCUUGUUUCGCGAAAUGCAAUUUCAAAAGGUAAAGCCAGAUAAGUUCACGGUAGUCGCUCUUCUUACGGGCUGUGCGCAGUUGGGAGCUCUAGAGCAAGGGAAAUGGAUUCAUGGAUAUCUAGUUGAGAACAGAAUAACAAUGGAUACUGUGGUUGGUACUGCACUCAUUGAAAUGUAUUCCAAAUGUGGAUGUGUGGAUAAAUCUUUAGAAAUUUUCUAUCAGUUGGAGGAGAAGGACACGACAUCGUGGACAUCGAUGAUUUGUGGUCUUGCCAUGAAUGGGGAGACCGGUGAAGCGCUUAGGCUGUUCACAGAAAUGGAACUCGAGGGAGCUAAGCCUGAUGAUAUCACCUUCAUUGGUGUUCUGAGUGCCUGUAGUCAUGGUGGAUUGGUAGAGGAAGGACGUCGGUAUUUCAACUCGAUGAAAACGGUUUAUCGAAUUGAGCCAAAGGUAGAACACUAUGGGUGUGUUAUCGACCUCCUUGGUCGAGCGGGGCAGUUGGAUGAAGCGGAGGAACUGAUACGAGAGAUUCCCAGUGAAAAUGAUGCAAUUCUGAUUCCUCUCUAUGGUGCUUUGCUUAGUGCUUGCAGAAUCCAUAAUAAUGUUGACAUGGGUGAAAGAUUAGCCAAAAAACUAGUGAACAUAGAAUCAUGUGAUUCUAGCAUUCACACACUUCUUGCGAAUAUAUAUGCUUUUGCCCACAGGUGGGAAGAUGCAAAGGAAGUGAGAAGGAAAAUGAAAGAGCUUGGAGUUAAGAAGAUGCCUGGAUGUAGUUCGAUCGAGGUUGAUGGCAUCGUUCACGAGUUUCUUGUUGGGGAUCCAUCUCAUCCAGAAAUGGUGGAAAUAUGCUCCAUGUUGGAUAGCGUGGUUGGACCAUUACUGGGACCAAAGGAAUCCGAGCUUGAAACUGUGAUACCACUUCACAUUGAUGGCACUGUCGUGUUGCAUCCAUUACAUGAGGCUGACAAAGUUUCUUGAUUAUCUUCUAUGGGGUUCCAAAUUUGCCAAUGCACUCAGGAAACAGUUUUUUGAGGUGUUCGAUGUAGGCUUGACCAAACAUAUAACCUAUCGAGAGAUGUCGAGAGAUGAUUGAGGAGUUUCAAAUUUGCCAAUGCAGUUAGGGAACAGUUCUUUGAGGUAUUCGAUGUAGGCUUUGUUAGGAAUCACCGAUCUCCAUCUUGGUAUGAUAUUGUCCAUUUUGAGCAUAAGCUCUAAUGGCUUCGCUUUGGGCUUCCCCAAAAGGCUUUGUAUCAAUGAAGAUGUAUUCCUUGCUUAUAAACCCAUGAUCAUUCCCUAAAUUAACCAACGUAGGACUCUCUCCCAACAAUCCUCAACAAGGCUUGACCAAACAUAUGGAUUGUCGAGAGAUGAUUGAGGAGUCAAAUUUGCCAAUGUAGUCUGGGAACAGUUUGUUUUUUUAGGAGUUCGAUGUAGGCUUGACCAAACAUAUGGCCUGUUGAGAGAUGAUCGAGGAGUUUGCAAUUUGUCAGCGCAGUCUGGAAACAGCUUUGUGAGGAGUUCGAUGUAGGCUUGAACCAAACAUAUGGCCGGUCGAGAGAUGAUCGAGGAGUUCCUCCUCUAUCCUCCGGUUCAUUGUAAGAGAAGUUUUUUUUUUUUCCCCACGAGAAAUUAUGUGCCAUUAUGUGGAGGCUUCAGGGAGAUGGGAAUACUACAAUUUGUGUAGGACUUGAAGUUAACCAAUGCACAGCUUGGUUGAAGUUUGAGGACUUCACUCCAUUUCUAGGCUCAUUAGGCAGCUGACUAUUAAACAGUGAAGCCUUUUGGGAGCGAUAUAAUAAAUUGUUCGACCAAUUUUCAAGACCUAGAUUUCGAAGGAGGAGGUGUACUCUCGAAUGUAAGGGCAUGUAGGCAGUGAAUCAAGUUAAAAGUGCAAAUCAGUAAAAACAGGUGAAUCGUUAAAU